This is a messenger RNA of Egretta garzetta (little egret), 3679 nucleotides long. It is a transcript of the gene PSTPIP2, whose product is annotated as proline-serine-threonine phosphatase interacting protein 2. The transcript is spliced from 16 exons. Gene Ontology annotation, biological process: actin filament polymerization. The coding region runs from base 1 to 1032 and encodes 343 amino acids. Lineage: Eukaryota; Metazoa; Chordata; Aves; Pelecaniformes; Ardeidae. The record is from RefSeq and is a predicted model, not a curated record. Gene Ontology annotation, molecular function: actin filament binding. Gene Ontology annotation, cellular component: actin filament; plasma membrane; cytoplasm.
AUGGCAGAAAGAUCCCGGAAUCGCGCAGUUUCAGCGCGGUGUCCUGUGAGGACUCGGUCGAGUACCGAUCUGACAAGCACAGUUGGCUACGACACCAUCAUCCAACAUCUGAACGAUGGCAGGAAGAACUGCAAAGAGUUUGAAGACUUUUUGAAGGAAAGGGCAAUUAUAGAAGAAAAAUACGGCAAAGAGCUCAUUAACUUGUCGAAGAAGAAGCCCUGUGGGCAGACAGAGCUGAACACGCUGAAGAGAUCCCUGGAUGUUUUCAAGCAACAGAUAGACAAUGUGGGGCAAGGUCACAUCCAGCUGGCGCAAACCCUUCGGGAGGAAGCAAAGAAAAUGGAGGACUUCAGGGAAAAGCAAAAACUGCAUCGGAAGAAGAUAGAGCUGAUUAUGGAGGCGAUUCACAAAAACAGGAAUUUGCAGUACAAGAAGACCAUGGAGGCCAGGCGGCUCUAUGAGCAGCGCUGCAGGGAUAAGGACGAGGCGGAGCAGGCUGUGCACCGCAACGCUAACCUGGUGACGCAGAAGCAGCAGGAGAAGCUGUUCCUGAAGCUGGCUCAGACAAAAUCGGCUCUGGAGGACUCUGACAGGGGUUACCAGCAGAGCGUGACCAUGCUGGAGAAGAUCCGUGAAGAAUGGCAGAAAGAGCACAUCAAAGCUUGUGAGUUCUUUGAGACUCAGGAGUGCGAGCGGAUCAACUACUUCCGCAAUGCCCUCUGGCUUCAUGUCAACCAGCUCUCCCAGGACUGCGUCCAGAAUGAUGAGAAAUAUGAGGAAAUCCGCAAGAGUUUAGAAAUGUGCAGCAUUGAGAAGGAUAUUGAUUUUUUUGUAAAUUUACGCAAAACUGGAAGUGCGGCCCCAGCUCCUGUUGUUUAUGAAAACUAUUACAACACACAAAGAAAUGCAACUCCUGUGAGAAGUCCGGUUCCUGUACCUAUAUCAAGGAGGGGACCUCCACCCACCCCAAGCAGCGUGCCGGGUGAGCCUGAUUACACCACGAUUGAUGGCUACAGCUUGAUACAUCACUAACAGCUGCAGCAGAAGACACUGUUGGUGUGGCCAGCAUGGCAGAGGUGGUGUUUCCAGUUAUUCCCAGCCACACCGAGCUGAAGUGCUUCUCAGUUUUAAGCAAUUAUUUGAGGACUCUGAUAAUUAUUUGUACGUUCAGAAAGUGCCUACUAAAAAUCUGUGCCUUGAUCAGCAAACUCCUCAGGCAGUUAUCCCAUCUUCAUACUCAGGGGAAGAAAAGGAAUAUAAGCAAUGGACCUGGACACAGGGUGAUCUUCUGUGUCGGAAUAAGUUUUUGAUGUGAAGUUCUUCUGAAGUGCAGCCAUCUGGGAGAGGCUGGAGCCUCCCAUGCUCCAGAUAACUAGAGAAGUCAUAGGUGCUGAGGGGAGCGUUGCGAUGCUUUGGGCACGCUGGCUUGUGUCUGGGGCACUUGCAUUGCAGGUUGCACUUUUGCCUCUUUCUCAAGUAUUUCAUUAAUGGGGAUUUAACUUGUAAUUUACAUUUAAUUUCGGACAUGUUUCUCAGGGAGCUCACUUAGAGGAGCACCAACCAUGGAGGAGACCAUAGGUCUGGCUUAGUUGUAGAUGUGCUCCAUGCUUAAGCGCUGAUACUGGAAGCUGAUUUGUGUCUCGCCUGGUGCAGCAGCCCACCGCGCAGCUAACUAGCGGGAGGCUGUGCCACCACAAACUUGCUGGGAAGUCCUGCACCCUACAGCAUUGUUGAGGAUCUGAGGGAAGUUGGUCAGCUCUUCCAGCCACUUCUCCAAUGAGGGGAUUGUGGGUUUUUUAGGCUCAUGGUAUAGCUUGUCCCUGGUAGGCUCUGGAGACCCCUAUCUGAUGAACUUCUGGGAGUCCCUGAACUUGGACUCAUUCUGGCUAUGCACCAUUGGAAAGAAACAGUUGGCCCAGAGCCAUGAAACUAAUUUUCCUGACCAGGUCUCCUCAAAGUUCAUGCCCUUUUUCUUACCUUAUACAUAAUUAUGGCUUUAAUUGAGAAGCUCACAUACCUCAGGGCUGCUGGUCUCUCUGAAGUCCCUGUGUGCAGUGUUGCUCAAUGGCUCCUCAUUGCCUUACAACACUGGACACGAGACACGGGGACCAGCACACAAUUUGGCUGUUGUGCUAAGGGUGACCAGUUGCUGCCAGGUGACUAGCCUGGGAGCAACACGAGUUGCUAGUUGUGUGAUCUUCUUCAAGUUGAAUCUGCGUGGCUUCAGUGUGUGCCUAUGCCUGCCGGUCCCUGGGGCUUUUGCUGUAUUUCCUCAUGUGAGCUUUAACAUCUGUCCUGCUGCAAUAUAAUGCACUGUGCAAAGUGCACGUGUCAAGUAAUCAGUUGUCCUAUUUUAUUUCUGAAAGACCAAGUGUACAAAUAUUCUUCUGAAGGAGCCUGCUGUAGUCUUAGUUCUUUAAAUGCAUAUUUUAAAAAUAAGUUUUGAGACUCGUGUGCUGGAUAUGUUUUUGGUUUUGGUUUUUUUUUAAUGGUUGUCACGUUCACUUUCUGUCAGAGUUGGGGCAGGUACCACUUUGAAAGCACCCUAGGGUGUGAGUUGGUGGUGUGAGUUGGGUGGUGUGAGUUGCCUCUCCUGGAAGGAAGCCUACAAGAGCAUAUCCCUGCUCAGCCUUUGUUUCAGUACGUGCUCAGUAUGAAGACAGUUGUGGGAGAGAACACCCCAGGGCAGGAAGGCCACCACAAGGACAAGUACUUGUGAUCAGCCAUGGACUGCAGACGACGCAGGGCUGUUGCCCCUGGGAGAGUAUCUACUCUACCAUACAUUGCGCUGUUUCCUUAUUGGGAUUUUUCAGCUUACUGUGCAGAGUAGACGAUGUUAGACUUUUCUGGAUGCAGAGGUUCCCAGUGAGGCUGAAACUUGGCUUGCACAUUCACUAAAUGCACAGAAGUAAUUCCAAAAUAGGGGUGCUGUUUCUGAAUACACCAGCUGUUUGAGUAGACCUAAAGACAAGUAAACCCAGACUUGGAAGAGGAGUGUCCAGACAUGGAGCUCCUGGGAAGCAAGUCUGUGUGACCACAACUGCUGAAAUGGCUUUUUAUCUUCAGCAUCUUCCCUUGCCUGGUUGUUUUCCAAGUGGUGCAGAGACUUUGGCCUCCUCCCAAGCCCCUGUGGAGGAGUCCAGCCUCCUCCCGGACCCCAAUGGGAGUGCCUGGCCUCCUCCCGGACCCCCAUGGGAGUGCCUGGCCUUCUCACAGACCUGGGAAGCUCCUUCCUUCCCUCCCCAGCGUGCCCCCCAGGGAGAGAGAGGCAACAAAUGCCUUAAUAAGACCACUGCUUUAAUAAGACAGAAUAAUAAGAAUACAGAUAGUGAAUAAAUCUUACGUCCCUUCAGUGGCUGGGCACCCAGCCUUCAGGCAGAGCUCUCCCUUUUUGGUCCUGCGAGCCAAUAUAUAAAUUAUCUCAAGAAAACAGCUCUACUGGUAAAAAAAGUUCACACAAGACCUUCUUGCUGCAUUAAAUCCAGUUGGUGGCCGGUCACAAGCGGAGUCCCCCAGGGCUCAGUUCUGGGCCCAGUUCCGUUUCACAUCGUUAUCCAUGACCUGGAUGAGGGGAUCGAGGGCACCCUCAGUCACUUUGCAGAUGACACCAAACUGGGGGAGAGCGUGGAUCUGCUGGGCGGGAGGAGGGCUCUGCACAGGGACCUGGCCAGGCUGGAUC